AAACAUGGAAUGAGUAUCCCAUUCCUUUUUCAGUGCAAAGAACAUUCAAACCUUUAACCAGAAACCAACCUCCGAUUCAACCAUUAUUAAAGCAACGACCUUUGUAGCCCAUCCAACAAGUUAGGGGUUAGUGGUUAUGACUUAUGACCAUUAAAGACCAUGGCAGACGAAACUUACAAGUUGAAGUGGUUGCAACGUUGAGCUACUCACCUGCACAUUUGUCUGAGUCUUUAUUACACGCUAGCCUGGUUGGCUAUAUAUUAUUACAAGUGCUGGUGCUGGUGCUUGCUUCUUUGGAUCCACCACAGUACGGCUUUCAUGGCGGGAUCUUUGUCUCUUCUUCUCAGACGGCUUUACCUUUCCCUCUACAACUGGACCCUCUUCAUCGGAUGGUCUCAGGUGCUGUAUCUUGCCGUGAAGACACUUCGGGAAUCGGGCCCCGAGCAGGUUUACAAUGCCCUCGACCGCCCACUUCAGUUUGCUCAAUCCGCCGCGUUUUUGGAGAUUCUUCAUGGCUUAGUGGGUUUGGUGAGAUCUCCUAUAACAGCCACACUGCCACAGAUUAGUUCGAGGUUGUUUCUGGUUUGGGGGAUCCUGUGGAGCUUUCCUGAGACUCAGAGUCAUGUCCUUGUGAGCUCUUUGGUCGUCAGCUGGUCCAUCACUGAGAUUAUUCGAUACUCUUUCUAUGGCAUGAAAGAGACUCUUGGUUUUGCGCCUUCCUGGCUCCAGUGGCUCAGGUAUAGCACCUUCAUGUUGUUGUAUCCAAUUGGGAUCACAAGUGAAGUUGGCUUAAUAUAUCUUGCCAUGCCACACAUUAAGAAUUCUGAGAAGUAUUGUAUAAGGAUGCCAAACAAGUGGAACUUCUCUUUUGAUUACAUCUGUGCUGCGAUUGUAGCCCUAGGAUUCUAUGUCCCAGGCAUUCCUCACAUGUACGGGUAUAUGCUUACGCAGAGGAAGAAAGUUCUUUCAAAAUCUAAAGCGGAGUAGCUGGCAACACACCUUUGAUGUACAAGUAUUUCUCUUGAUUUUUCAUGUGGUCUUGUGUUUAAGAUGGAAUUUCAGUCUAAAAAAGGUUUGGUUAGAAGUCAUUUCUUUCUGGUAUUGUGUCCAAUUUUUCCAAGUAACCUUGGGUUUCAAGGAUCACCACCGACGCCACAUUCACAAAAUCUAUUCAGACUUUGUCUUCGCCAUGUAAGUUUCCACCCAACAUGAUGUAGCAUAACAUGGCUCAAGCUGAAAAUGAAGUUCUUAGGUUGUGUUGAUUA
Messenger RNA from Rosa rugosa (rugosa rose), 1265 nucleotides. RefSeq names its product very-long-chain (3R)-3-hydroxyacyl-CoA dehydratase PASTICCINO 2A. The record is from RefSeq and is a predicted model, not a curated record. The transcript is spliced from 8 exons. Gene Ontology annotation, molecular function: 3-hydroxyacyl-CoA dehydratase activity. Gene Ontology annotation, biological process: very long-chain fatty acid biosynthetic process; sphingolipid biosynthetic process; fatty acid elongation. NCBI's taxonomy places the organism in Eukaryota, Viridiplantae, Streptophyta, Magnoliopsida, Rosales, Rosaceae. The coding region runs from base 319 to 987 and encodes 222 amino acids. Gene Ontology annotation, cellular component: endoplasmic reticulum membrane.